Molecule: messenger RNA, 1086 nt
Organism: Aspergillus pseudonomiae
Lineage: Eukaryota; Fungi; Ascomycota; Eurotiomycetes; Eurotiales; Aspergillaceae
Product: esterase/lipase family protein
Exons: 5
Coding region: 1-1086 (361 amino acids)
Source: RefSeq, a predicted model, not a curated record
AUGGCUUUAGGCGUAACGACGACGAAACAAAUCCUACACCGGCUGCGGCUGCGAGCCAAAGGUCAGGGUAGUACAUCUAAAUGCCAACCGAGAAAGACCUUCCCUACCGGACUCAAAUUGCUCUGUGGCCCAAAUGAUGCGACAAUUGAUAUCGUAUUUGUCCACGGCCUGACCGGCGAUCGCGAUGCGACGUGGACUGCCCCAGGCGAGGGCGAACCUUGGCCUAAAACCCUCCUCCCAGCCAAACUUCCGACAGCCCGCAUCCUCACAUUUGGAUAUGACGCAUAUGUGGCGGACUGGCGAGGUGUAGUAUCGCAAUCUGUUAUUGCCAACCACGCAUGGAAUCUGCUGGCAUCUCUUGCAACGUACCGAGACAACGACGCCACGAAUGAACGACCGGUUAUAUUUGUAUGCCAUAGCUUGGGCGGGCUGGUCUGCGAGGAUGCCUUGUUAACGUCGAAACAACGACCAGAGCCGCAUCUCCACGGUAUCAUUCAGUCCACUCGUGGUAUUAUCUUUCUUGGGACACCGCACCAUGGAGCGGGCCUUGCUAAAUGGGCUGAGAUUGUAUCCCGAUCAAUUGGCCUUGUCAAGCAGACGAAUCCCGACAUUGUCAACGUUCUCAAACGCGACUCCGAGGUCCUUGCGCGGAUCCAAGACGGCUUUCACACGAUGGUGCGAAGUGUAGAACCGCCACCGAUUAAGGUCACUUGCUUCUAUGAGGAGCUACCCGUGCUGGGGAUUGGUUUUGUGGUUCCACAGGAUUCGGCCGUCCUACCGGGAUAUGUCCCUAUUGGAAUCCACAGUAAUCAUAUGGAUAUGACCAAGUUCAGUGGUGUCGACGACCCUGGGUUUGUGGCUAUCUGUGGAGAGCUGCGUCGCUGGAUUAAAGAUAUAAGUGCGACCAAAAACUGCCGUGAGGCCCGUGACAGUUCAUCGCCUGCUGGACAGGCCGGACUUGCCCGCCAGUACGGAGAUAAUAAUCAGCAAUACAUUCAAUUCGCUGAGGGCACACAGAACAUUGUAGGCGGCAACCAGUAUCAGGCGCAGGGAGAUAUGAAUUUUGGCAUGGUGCCGCCUAAAUAG